GAAAAAGGCGCCUUCGUUUCUGCGCUCUAUUGUCGCGACACCAAUUGCACUGGGCUGGCCGUGCCUGAGAUCACCGGUCUGCCGCAUCCCAAUUGGAAUUGCCUGGUUUGCAAACAAAAAUCGACGCAUGCGCAAAUGGUGAAGGCGCAGGACUUUGCAUCUGGUGCCAUAAGUUCCAAAUUCAAUUCGAAGUCACUCAAAUCGGUGAUACUGUAUUUGAGAGACAAAAGCGCUAGCUUUAUACCCGAUAGCAAUUAUGCCGUAAUCGAUGCCAAGCUACAGGUGAUAGCGCGUCUGGCGAAGAGGCGAGAGGAUUGCGGCGAUGAUGAGGUGACGGCAAAGGCGAAGUUUUGUGAAGACAUAUUGGAGAUUAUGGACAAGCUGGGUUUGGGCGAUUGUUUGAUGCGCACAUACUUGGAGACGGAGAAGGCGAAGGAAGUGAAGUAAGCUGAUGGUAGGAGACCGCAAGACAUCCGAAACGGAGUGGAAAAGAGGAAGCGAAGUGCGACCAAGAGUGAGCAACUUACGUAUGUGUUGCAGAUAUUUGACGAAUAGAUAGCGAUUUUGUAGCAGUGGAAAGAUAUUGCAAUACUGUUGGAAAAUGCAAGUGAUGAAAGUAAUUGCUUAAAGAAAAAG
Molecule: messenger RNA, 636 nt
Organism: Rhagoletis zephyria (snowberry fruit fly)
Lineage: Eukaryota; Metazoa; Arthropoda; Insecta; Diptera; Tephritidae
Product: protein msta-like
Source: RefSeq, a predicted model, not a curated record